Durusdinium trenchii is the source of this 2340-nucleotide messenger RNA. Lineage: Eukaryota; Dinophyceae; Suessiales; Symbiodiniaceae. The record is from the annotation of a GenBank genome assembly.
UGUCGUUUGAAUUAGCUUGCGCUUCCAAUAUUUCGAUCGCCAUGGGCAAGCCAGCGCUGGAAGGUAUUGGUUGCCAAGGUGCUUUGAAUGCUUCCCCUUCGGCUGGAGAGGUGCGACAAUCCACUCAGUGCGAUAGAAGCUCUCAAAUCUGUUCGCCCAGAGUUGGGCUUGCAAGCGUUGGAUGCUAUCCGCGGUGGCUCCUUUGAGACAAAAGGAAAAGAUGCGCGUGCAGUUUCUCCUAAAUCACAUCGACAGCAAAACAAUGAGUAGUUGCUUUGGAUGCCAUGAUCUGGAUGUGACUUAGGUCGCUUGGAGGCGCGGGAUGACGCCCUCAAAAAGAAAGCGAUCAGCGACAUUUUUCCCACAGACCUUUCAGAGAACUCUAUGGCAUUAGCCCAGCGUAUGAUGCACCAAUGCGAUAUUAUUGCGUUCUGCAUUUGUGAAGACUUGGGUUCAGGUGAACAUCUACCAUUGUAACACGGUCAUCAGCGUCACUGGCAAAGGAAAGCUGUGGCAAGAUGCAUCGUUGCUUUUGGGAAUGCUGUCGGUUUGGGAGCUUCGCCCAACUACAAGCUCCUUCAACGCUGCAAUCAGUGCCCGCGUUGAGAUGGACAAAGGUUGGUCGAGGUCCAUCAGCAUCCUACAGAAGAUGCAACAAGUACGAGUUGAAGCAGAUGCCAUCACUGGAAAUAGUGUUGCUUCGGCAUGUCGGGAUGAGCGGGGUUGGCCUUUGUCGCUGGCGCUUGCGGCGCGAGAUCUCGUGGGCUUUGGCACUAUGAUGGCUGCUUGUGAGGUCGGUUCCUACUGGCAAUUAGCUAUGCAAUGUUUGAGGACUCUGCCUCGAAGUGUUCCUGUGAAUCGAAUCCUUUACAAUGCAGUCAUCAGUGCCUGUGCAAGCUGCGGUGAGUGGCAACAAGCAUUGUUUCUUUUGAGGAAUAUGCUGAGCUUGAGAAUUAGAGCUGACGUGGCAGAUUUUAAUGCAUCCAUGGGAGCUACAUCGAAUGGUUCCCAAUGGGCUUUCUCCUUAUCUAUCAAGGAGGAGCUUUUGCACCGCAGGCUGAAGCUCAGCCUUGUCACCGUGAACAUUUGCAUUGGUGCCGCAGAGCAUAGUCAGUCAUGGGAGCUAACACUUCUCGCACAAGACAUGCUCAGGUCGCAAUUACUGCCCUCAACUGUGACGUGGGUUGCCCUGGUGACCGCUACGACACAUGAUUGGCGGCGUUCGCUCUCAGUGCUUGAGUCUAUGUGUCAGGAGGUUAUAUGCUGCAGCUAUGUGCCAUUCCGUGCUGCCAUGGUAGCUAGCUGGUCCUGUGCAUUGGGCCUGAUGUCUCGCCUUCCACAGGCGAAUGCAUCAACCGUCACCUGCAACGCUGUGAUGUCUGCCUGCAGAGGUGAAGGAAAGUGGCAGGAGGUGGCCUUGACUUUCUUCCACAUACGACGCUCUGCCUUCGAACCAAACGCCAUUAGUUAUUUGACGGCCAUCAGUGCUUGUGAAUCAGCGCCUCCAUUGAGCGAUCAGUGGGAAACUGCCCUCAGGCUACUUUUUGCAAUGCCUGCUCAGCGACUUCCGAUCACUGCAAGUCCCUGCAACAGUGCUAUAAGCGCUUGCGAAAAAGCAGGACAGUGGCAGCUUGCAGUAUUUCUGCUGUGGUCAAUGCCACACAAUCGAAUUCCAGUAGACGAGAUCAGCUUCAACGCCGGGAUAAGUGCCUGCUCGAAGGGAAGCGAGUGGGAACUUGCGCUCGUGUUGCUUUCUUCGAUGCCAGCAGUUGCCACGACUGUCACCUACAACGCGGCAAUCACAGCAUGCGAAAAGGCAGGAGCUUGGGAAAUUGCUCUUGCGCUCCUCCUGAGCAGCCCUGCAACUGAUCCAGUCUCCUGGAGUGCUACAAUCAGUGCCUGUGAGAAGGCUGGUCGGUGGCGGCAUGCUCUACAGCUACUGACUGCAAUGAAGGAUUCGCAAGUGACGCCAAAUGCCAUUACAUUCAAUGCAUCUAUCAGCGCUUGCGAGAAAGGUCGGGAAUGGCCUGGAUCCCUAAGCAUGCUCGGGGCAAUGCCGGAAGCAGGGACAGACCAGGACCAAAUUAGCUUCAGUGCUGCAGUGAGCGCAUGUGAAAAAACUGGAGAAUGGAGACACGUCCUGCAAGUUGUGGCUUCGAUGCGGGUACUGGCAAUCUGUCUCAACCGCAUCAUCUACAAUGCUGCGAUAGGAGCCUCUGAGAAAGGUCUUAUCCCAGCUUCUUUUGAGGGCUUUCACAGAUGCAGGGAAUCUUCUGAUCUGAUUCAGUAGCCCUGUGAAAGAAUUCGGUGCACGCAGCAACUCUGAACACGGAUGAUCAA